Molecule: messenger RNA, 2508 nt
Organism: Tetrahymena thermophila SB210
Lineage: Eukaryota; Ciliophora; Oligohymenophorea; Hymenostomatida; Tetrahymenidae
Product: Serine/Threonine kinase domain protein
Exons: 6
Biological process (GO): protein phosphorylation
Molecular function (GO): protein binding; ATP binding; protein serine/threonine kinase activity
Source: RefSeq, a predicted model, not a curated record
GAUAUUUAAUAUAAAUUAAUUUAAUUUGUAUAAUUGACUCUUUUUUUGACUUUAUUCGUAGUAAGUGCAAUUAAGCAUUUAAUUAUCAAAUUAUUAAAUAUAAUUAGAUCUCUAAUAAGUUGAGAGAAUAAAUGGAAGAACAAUAAGAUUAAGUUCAGUAGACAGACCCAUUUGUUGGGGUUGGAAGAAAAAGUAACAUAGAAGAAUACAAAUAAAGUGACAUAUUUGAAAGAGAUUUGGCUGAAUUUUCAAGGCAUUCUAUUUAAUUUCUUGAAUUUUGUGACUAAUAAUAAGAAAUUAGUGAAGAUUAAUUGAAUUAGAAUAAAUUUUUAAUCUAUGAUAUGACUUAUGAUAAAAAAUAUAACAUGAUAAAAGAUGGUGAAGAAUUAAAAGAAUUAUUUUUGAAAUUAAACUCAUGCAAUUAAAUGAAAGAUUUAUGGAAGACAUACUGGAAACAAGUAAUGUAAAACACUGAAUUAUUUUGGGAUUAUUGUGAAAGCGGUGAUUUGCAAAAACUGGACUAAUUACUUGAGAAGAAAAUGAUCAACAUAAAUGCGACGUCCAGAGACAAUUACAAUGCUGCUCACUAUGCAUGCAUUCAUGGAAAUAGACAAAUUUUAGAAAGACUAAACUAAAUUGGUUGCAAUUUUUAGGCUGUCACUUCUUUUGGAAGAACAGUUUUGCAUCUGGCGAGCAUUAGGGGAUCUUUAGAAUGUGUAUAGUAUAUAUUGGAAAAUAAUCUAUGCGAUAUUAAUCAGUAAGACCACUCCAAGAGUACUGCUCUUCAUUAUGCAUCUGCUAACAAUCAUGAUUAAAUAGUUAAAAUUCUUCUUGAUCAUAAAAUAGAUGCUUCUGUAAAGAACGAUUAGGGAUUGUGUGCUGAGGAUCUUUUAUAUGGGAUUAAUACUUUUAAUAUUUUCGAUUCUUACAAUAGUUCACUAAUAUCAAAUAGUAUUAAUAGCUAAGAAACAAGGUAUUACUCUAAAUAUUCAAUAGCUGGUUCAGUAGUUAGACCUGGAAGAAGUGAUCAAGUCAUGAAACUUCUUUAAAAUUGCUAAUAGCACAAAAAACUGAAGUAAUGUCUUUUGAAAAGUAGCUUUAUGUCAGAUCAAGACAUAAUAUCAAAAGACGACUUUCUGUUAAUAAGAUAAUUAGGUACAGGAGGUUUUGGUGAAGUUAACUUAGUAUAAUAUAUGAAAAAUAAAUAAUUUUAUGCAAUAAAAAUAAUGAGGAAAGAUAUGAUUAUCAGAAGAUCAGCUGAAAAAUAUAUUAUACAAGAAAGGUAAACUCUUGAAAAAAUUAAGGGUCAUCCAUUUGUUUGCUAGCUUCAUUUUGCUUUUUAGGAUAUCAAUUUCCUGUAUUUAGUGCUAGAAUAUAUAUAAGGAGAAGAUCUAAGCAAACUUUUAUUCAGAGGCGAUAGCCUGGAAGAAGAUAUUGCUAGAAUGUACAUCGCAGAACUAGUCUUAGCAAUAGAGUUUCUUCAUAAUAAGGGAAUCAUAUAUAGAGACUUAAAACCUGAAAAUGUACUUAUUGAUAUAGAUGGACAUAUUAAACUUGUAGAUUUUGGGUUGGUUAAAACAGGAAUGAAUAGAAGAAAAAAAACAAAGUCUUUUUGUGGUACUCCUUCAUAUUUAUCUCCUGAAAUGAUAAAACAAAAAGGACACAAUCAUGCAGUAGAUUGGUAUGGUGUUGGCAUUUUAACUUAUGAGCUAUUAUAUGGAGAGAACCCAUUUUAAGGAAAUGAUGCCAAAUAAGUAUUUAAUAGCGUUCAGAAUAAGAGAUUAAACAAACCUUCAGGACUUUCAUAAGAAGGUUGGGAUUUUAUUUAAAAGUUAAUGUGCAAAGAUCCCUCUAAAAGGCUAGGCACAUAAAGUUCUGAUGAAGUAAAAAAUCAUCCAUGGUUUAAAAAUAUAAACUGGGAAGAUGUUUAUCAAAAAAAAUUGAAGGUGCCAUAAUAUUCUUGGAUGAAAGAUAAUUUCUUGCAAAACAUUUUAAAAAAUAUAAAGCAGAAUGCAGAUAGAUAGAGGUAAAUUUAAUAAAAUUAUGAUGAUUUUGAAUUCGAGGAUAUGGAAAUUCAGCAAUCAAAUACCACAGUAUAAACAGAAUUAGCUUAAUCAAUAGGAAGCAAUCCUUGUCAAGCACCUUACUUUUACAAUUGGACUUUCUUUUGAAUGAAAGUUAAAAUUAUUUAUAAAGCAAAAAAAAUAAUAAUAAACAAAAAAAACAAAAAACAACUUGAAUUAUUCUUCUAAAACAAAGAUUAAUUAAUAAUUAAGUUAUAAUAUACCCUAAAAAUAUAAUAAAUAAAUAAAUAAAUAACAAAUUAAUUUAUUAGAUUUAAAAAAAUUCAAAACCCAAAUUUUUCACUCUAUACACCCGGUUAUCUACCAUAAAUUAUGUAUCCUUAACUCAAUAAUUUAAAUUUAUCUUUCAAUGUAUUACUCUGUAUUUAGAAUUUAUUUAUCAUUUAUUAUUUUUCCACUUUAUGCAAAAACUUUAUUUCCUUCA